CGAUUCUCUACGAUAUAAAAGAGCCGCGAUCAUGGUAGGAUUAGGGUUUCAGAGCACGCGAGAGCUGCUCCGCAACUUGAAGACUUACGUCGUCGUCUGCGAUCCUUCUGAGGAAUGGCGGUUCCGUUGCUGACGAAGAAGAUUGUCAAGAAGCGUGUCAAGAAGUUCAAGAGGCCCCAGAGCGACCGCAAGAUAUGCGUGAAGACAAACUGGCGCAGACCAAAAGGUAUUGAUUCUCGGGUGAGAAGAAAGUUCAAGGGAUGCACCUUGAUGCCAAAUAUUGGCUAUGGUUCUGACAAGAAGACACGCCAUUACCUGCCAAAUCGAUUUAAGAAGUUCGUGGUUAACAACGUUUCAGAUUUGGAGUUGCUGAUGAUGCACAACCGGACUUAUUGCGCUGAGAUCGCCCAUAGUGUUUCUACGAAGAAGCGCAAGCUCAUCGUCGAACGCGCUGCACAACUUGACAUUGUUGUCACGAACAAGCUUGCUAGGUUGCGCAGCCAGGAGGAUGAGUAAAACAGAUGUAUUUUGUUUGCGAAUAUUACUACGAAACUUGACUCGGUUUCACUUUAGUCCAUGCAAUUUGAUUGGUGAAAAUGGCUGUUUGAAUUUAGAGAGAUGUGUUUUGGGAUUAGUUUGAUCAACAAGAUUUUGUUCAGUAUUUCA
Messenger RNA from Zingiber officinale, 666 nucleotides. Its product is annotated as 60S ribosomal protein L32-1. Gene Ontology annotation, biological process: translation. The record is from RefSeq and is a predicted model, not a curated record. Bases 115 to 516 code for a protein of 133 amino acids. Gene Ontology annotation, molecular function: structural constituent of ribosome. The transcript is spliced from 5 exons. NCBI's taxonomy places the organism in Eukaryota, Viridiplantae, Streptophyta, Magnoliopsida, Zingiberales, Zingiberaceae. Gene Ontology annotation, cellular component: ribosome; cytosolic large ribosomal subunit.